Molecule: messenger RNA, 210 nt
Organism: Entrophospora sp. SA101
Lineage: Eukaryota; Fungi; Glomeromycota; Glomeromycetes; Entrophosporales; Entrophosporaceae
Source: the annotation of a GenBank genome assembly
AUGGGUCAAAGAGCAGAUUUGGUACUAUGUGCUUCUUCAGAUUUAGGAUUUGGUGUAGCAGAAGUGAACGUUUUUGUAAAUUCCAAAAGAGACAAAGUGAAUUUUGGAAAGUGGCGUCAAAUUACAAAAUCAUUAAAAGAUAUGUUUGUUCAACUAGCUACUGACAUAGAUCUGUCAGAAGAAAUACAACAUGAAUUGUUUGUCAUUUAA